GGCUCGCCCCGUAGCCAUCUUGUUCGUCCUCUCCUGCCGCUCAGAGAGGAGACGGCAACGAACAAGCAGGCUGGAAUGACGUGGGAUUCUUCGACGGUUCGCCAGAGCCAGUUCUUGCUCCAUGAUGACUUGUCCUCGCAUUCAGCAGGAUGCUGUUCUACCCAGCGCGGAGAGGCAAUGCGCCGAUGUUCGGUUCCCGGCAAAGAACGUGCCGUCCGCUGGCGACAGCUGAGGCAGGAGACGCGAUGCAUCUCACCUGGAUGCUGAGAAGCUUUAUAAUGGGGAUCACGCUGCUGGGUCUCUCUUACUGGCUGGUGCAGAUUGCUGGCAUCCAGUACUUGGCGUCCCUCACCAGUGGCACCUUGCUGUUCUUUCUGCUCGCUUAUGUGGUAUGGUGUCUGCUCCACAGAAACAGGCACUCUCAACAGACACCUGAUGGAACUAGUCGGAUGGAAGCAGGAAACAUUUCGCCCACAGCGGGGGCCGCUGAACCACUAACACCCACGCCCCCACCCCCGUUCGACCAGCACCGAGCCUACAAGUUCAUCACCACUGCGCUACCCAGGGACUCAUCGCCCCCACCUAGCUAUGACGAGGCAAUGAGGGCCAUGAUGGUCAUGGCCGCCAGCACUCCAGGAGACCGGCAACUGGACUCCCCACACCAGUCGGCAAACGUGGCACCAUCAAUACCGACAAGCUUAACACCACAGCCAUACCCAAGCACAACGAUAGCGUCAUCUUUAACAUCUUCGCCGCCAGCCUUAACGCCAGAACAAGAGUCCGCCCCCGUUAUACAGACAUUAUCAGCAAUAACACCGCCGUCAGUGUCAGUGCACCCAACUCAAACAAACUUAACACCACAGUUAUCUACGGCCUUAACAUAAAUAUCAGACAGCUUUAACAUCGCGUACACCGACGCAACAGAUGGAGGAAGUGUUGUGAAACAAAAUGAUUACAGCCUAACCUGAGAGGCGUAUUUAAGUGGCACGAGCAGGAAUGCAAAUGUUAACAGCUACCAACUUAACAAACAAGUGCCUGGCACUGCCGCCAUAUGCGAGUUAGGUUUUACUUGCGUCUGACGUGAAGUUGCAUACAUUUAUUAAAAACUCUGCCGAAGUAAACACCAAAUUUAUUUAAAUGUGUAUCUAAAACACAUUAAAUUUAUUUAAAAUGGUGUCAGAGGAAAGAAUGAAUGUGUUUAAAAUGGUGUCUAAGUAAACGCAAAAUUAAUUAAAAUUGUGUCAAAAUAAAAACUAAAUUAAUUUAAAAUGGAGUAAAAGUAAACACUAAAAUUGUUUGAAAUAGCAUCAAAAUAAACACUAAUUGUAUUUAAAUGACAUCAAAGUGAACUCUGAUUUCACUCAAAUAGUGUCAAAGAAAAUAUUAAGGGUUUAAAAUGUUGUAAAAAUAAAAAUUAAAUUUAUUGAAAAUUGUGUCAAAAUAAAGAAUAAAUAUAUUAAAAAUGGUGUCCAAGUAAAAAAAAAAAGAUUAAAAUGGUUUCAAAGUAAAUACUAAAUUUGCUUAAAAUUGCAUAAAGGUAAACCUUGUCUCUAUUUAAAAUGGUGUCAAAAUGAACUGUGAAUGUGUUUCAAAUUGUGUCAAAGCAAAAGCUAAACAAGAAAUAUCAAUACACGUACCAUGGGAGUAUAAUUACAACAGACGAGCAAAAGGCCUAUACUUGUGGCAUAAGGAACACUAGAGCAGAUAUUUAAUCUGACGAGGAGAAUUAAGGGACGCAGACCACAGGCAAGGAAUCUUCUAAUAUUGUGGGAAAAUAACACAGGUGCCCGAAUCCUGUCUGUACGAAAUAACUAUAAAAUGGAAACGGAACGAAAAGAUGGCCGUCAAGCGCAUACACGUAGCCCGUCACUCAGUUUCUUCUGGAGUUUCUGUUACUAUUUAGAAAUCGUCAUCAUGGACUGUGUGGCUCAUCUGAAGAGCCCGUUUUUGGAAAUGGAAACUUGAUGUUCACCUCGCCCUUGCCCAUAAAGGAUAAAUUUUUGAAUGCUGAA
This is a messenger RNA of Cryptotermes secundus, 2012 nucleotides long. RefSeq names its product proline-rich receptor-like protein kinase PERK8. NCBI's taxonomy places the organism in Eukaryota, Metazoa, Arthropoda, Insecta, Blattodea, Kalotermitidae. Bases 150 to 884 code for a protein of 244 amino acids. The record is from RefSeq and is a predicted model, not a curated record. The transcript has 3 exons.